Nicotiana attenuata is the source of this 1389-nucleotide messenger RNA. RefSeq lists its product as uncharacterized. Bases 1 to 1389 code for a protein of 462 amino acids. NCBI's taxonomy places the organism in Eukaryota, Viridiplantae, Streptophyta, Magnoliopsida, Solanales, Solanaceae. The transcript has a single exon. The record is from RefSeq and is a predicted model, not a curated record.
AUGACGAGGAAAUCGAAGACUAGAGGGGAAGGGUUGAACAUGCAGGAGACAAAUCUAAGUAAUGUGAUCGAAACAAGGGGAAUUCUGCAAUCAACUGAUGCUAAGAAAACUCGAAGCCUCAAUGUACUGCAAGGAAUACAGCCAUUAGACCUGAGCCAAUCGCCUACCAACGGAACAGUAGCUAGAAACAAUGGGGGCAAGAAACAGGAUGAGAAACGCAAUUCAUGGGCAGAUAAGGAGGAGGAAGAAGCGGAAAAGCUAAAGGUUGCAGGGGAAACAAGCCCUAAGUCAUGGAGCAAAAUUGUAGCCAGUCCAAUUUAUGAAGGAUUGGACCUAACUCCUCAACACCAGAAUAGCUCGAAUGUGAAGAUUACUAUGGAGGAUAUAAAGGAGGAAAUCGAUUACUGGAGCACAGCAAUGGUAUGUUUUGUACUGGGUUCUAAUCCUCCCCAGUCAGUGAUGGAAGGGUAUUUCCAAAGGAUCUGGGGAUCGUUGGGAAUUGACAUUGUAGCACAGGCUAAUAGAGGUGUGUUUGUGGUGAGAUUCCAUAGCUGUGAAAGCAAAAUCAAAGUGAUCAAAGAUGGAGUCCAGAUGUUCGACAGAAAGCCAGUGGUGGUAAAACCUUGGAAUCCUGAUAUAGACUUGAAAAAAGAAUCAGUAGACUUGAUCCCAAUGUGGAUUAGGUUUAUUGGAUUGGAUAUUAAAUAUUGGGGGCAAGCUGCACUCACAAAAUUGGCAGGGCUAGUAGGAAAACCAUUGAAGGCUGAUCGUGCUACAACACAGAAGGAGAGGCUGACUUUUGCAAGAGUUUUGGUGGAGGUUAAACCUCACCAGAGUUAUCCUAACACUAUCAUGUUUGAGGAUGAAAAAUGCAGAAUAGUGGAGCAGGAGGUUUUCUAUGAACGGAAGCCAACUUUGUGUGUGAAAUGCAAGAAUUUUGGGCAUGAAAUGAAUAAAUGCAGGAGAUUCAUCAAAGAGGAGAAAGAGAAACAAACUAGCAAGAAGACUGGUAAUGAACCAAGCAUAGAGGAUCAGCAACAAAAGGAAAAGCAGGAGGGUAAGGAGCAAUGCAAAAAUGUGCAGGUAGCACAACAGGAGCAGGGGCAGAUAGCUAGAAGCAAUAAGGAGAAUGAAGGAGCCACAAAAACAAAUGAUGUGGCAACAACAUCAAGGAGUUGGCAGAAUAUAGUGAGAGGGAAAAUAUGGGAAAGGAAGCAACAAGGGGACAUAAGAACAGGGAAUCCCUUUGCCACAUUAGGUGAACAACAACAGGAGAACACAGAAGAAAACAGCAGGAAGGGGGAGGAGAUUAUAACAGAAAAAAGAAAAGGGAGUGAGAUGGCCCUGGGAAAAGGGCAGGAUGGGGGCAACCCCUCAUCCAAUGGAUAG